GAAAGUUUAGGCACAUUUGACUUUGGCACACUAGUCCAUUAAAAUGGUUCUUUCCAAGCAAUAGGAUUUCAAAAUCUCCUGUUGAGCAAAUUUUAGAAAACAGACAGAUUAUGCAGGUUUUUUUGUUAGUGUAACUAAUAUAUAUUUUCAAAUGCCAUAAUUAAUAUAAAUAUUAUUUUUAUUACAAUAAUUGUGUAGAACAUUAUGUUAUUUUAAAUGCUUAUAUCCCAGACACUGCCACAGAUUCAGGCAGCAACAGGCAGUCCCAAGUGACCACUGUCAAUAUGAGCUCACAAGGACAACAUCACAAACAGCUCUCCCCUGUAACAGAUGCCCCAGUCCCCUGCGAUCGCUUCAGUGACAUUACAUCUCAUUAUUCAAGUGAUGAUGACAGUAGCUCUGACGGUAAUAUUUCUGAAGAAUCAGCAGGCCAUGUCCAGAAAAUGAGAUCAUCUCCCAAACUGAAGAAAAAUAAGCAUGCACAUCACCAUGGGAAGCACAGAUUGGAUGGAUGUCGUCAGUGGUUGGCCAACUUGUCUAUUCGAAGCAACCAAGACAAUCAAAGAGAAUAUGAAGAAAAUCUCAUGCGGCAAAUGAUUCAAGCUUUAACGCGGCGUACUUGUGGAGGCACUUAUGUUCGUCUUGAGCAAGAAUGGAAAGAAGCUGCGAAUCAUGGUCGUUAUUCUGGUCAGUUAGCCCGUCAAAGAUCCACUAAUUCAUUAUCUGCACGACUGAAACUUCGUGUAAGCAGGUGAUACAAAGUUCUACCAGUACCUGUCAUUCUAGUUCCUGUAUCACAAUUUCCGAUUGAAUCACUACCUCACUGUACCAAAAGAAGAGAGUAAACCAGUAAUGUUAUUUGUAUUUUUUGUUUUAAUAUACAUUUAUUAAAAAAAAGUAUUGAACAUUUGUCUCCAAAUGAUAGAAUCCUAAUGACAGUGGGUAGAUUUUCUCUAUUUCUAGAUACCAGGAAGGAUGGAAUUUGAAAACUUUUUUGUAACACAUGUAACAGAGAAUACAAAAUUGUACUGUUGAUGUCAUCAGCAACUCCAUAUUUUGUAUUCUGGGUUACUCAUUGUUUUUUUAAUGGUUUUAUAAAGGUUUUGGUAAGUAAAUUCUCAAAACCACCUGCAACCACACACACAAAACUCUAUAAUACUAGUUAUUUUAUUACAUUAAUUAAUUUUACGCCCUUUUAGUAAAUGAAAAUUAUGUUUGUGAUUUUCUCAAUUUUCCAAAUAUUAAAUGGUGUUUUUGUGAAAAUUAAUUUCUUUCAAUAAUUUUACUCUUUAAUAUUCAAAUAC
This is a messenger RNA of Gryllus bimaculatus (two-spotted cricket), 1304 nucleotides long. NCBI's taxonomy places the organism in Eukaryota, Metazoa, Arthropoda, Insecta, Orthoptera, Gryllidae. The record is from the annotation of a GenBank genome assembly.